AUGUCAGUUUUCUUACGUGGCAUGCAGCCACAGAAUGGCUUUACCGCCAAAACGAUACGAUUUGUUGAGCAUUGCAAAGGGCUGCAAGUUGGAUGGACACAUAAUAAACUUAGAAGUCAAGGCGUUGAAGAAUUUGUAGAGGAGUAUUUGCCGUGGAUAAGAAAAAAUAAUCCACAUAUUGAAAUAAGAUUAUAUCGAACUCAUGUUAAUUGCGACCCAUUUGUAAUUGGAGUAUAUGAACACUGUCGCGUGAGAAAACGACGAUGUGAUUGGAAGACCAAGCAUCAAGUGUUAUCAUUUGUAGAAGAAAUGGCCCUCGGUGGAGACUACGUUAAAGGCCGGAAGCGAGGAGUGAAAACGAUCCUACCACGUGGCUUACAACUGUGGAGUACGGAAACAAUUGGGCAUGAUGUAUUUAAAGUUUAUAGUAAAUGGAAAGGAGAUGCUGUGGAUCCCAUGGAAAUAACCAGUGCUUCUCAUCCAUAUUUUAUACAUAGGAAGCAUGCUUAG
Messenger RNA from Cercopithifilaria johnstoni, 510 nucleotides. NCBI's taxonomy places the organism in Eukaryota, Metazoa, Nematoda, Chromadorea, Rhabditida, Onchocercidae. The record is from the annotation of a GenBank genome assembly.